This is a messenger RNA of Lathyrus sativus (Indian pea), 1620 nucleotides long. Lineage: Eukaryota; Viridiplantae; Streptophyta; Magnoliopsida; Fabales; Fabaceae. The record is from the annotation of a GenBank genome assembly.
AUGGCAGGACAACUAGGAGUGCUUAAUGCACUCGAUGUCGCAAAGACACAAAUGUACCAUUUCACAGCAAUUGUGAUUGCUGGAAUGGGUUUUUUCACUGAUGCUUAUGAUCUCUUCUGCAUUUCUCUUGUUACAAAGUUGUUAGGAAGAAUCUAUUACACAGAUUACACCAAACCGAAACCAGGUGUGCUUCCUCCCGGUGUUCAAGCCGGUGUAACCGGUGUCGCACUAUGCGGGACAUUAGCAGGCCAACUAUUCUUCGGUUGGCUGGGUGACAAACUCGGAAGGAAAAAAGUUUAUGGAAUGACCCUUAUGCUUAUGGUAGGUUGUUCACUUGCCUCAGGACUUUCCUUUGGAAGUAGUCCAAAGAGUGUUAUGGCAUCACUUUGUUUCUUUAGGUUUUGGCUUGGUUUUGGAAUUGGUGGUGAUUACCCUCUUUCAGCUACAAUUAUGUCUGAGUAUGCUAACAAAAAGACGCGAGGCGCGUUCAUCGCUGCGGUGUUUGCUAUGCAGGGAUUCGGAAUCAUGGCUGGUGGAAUAUUUGCAUUGAUUGUAGCUACUGCUUUUGAUCACAAAUAUAAAGUUCCUACUUAUGAAGAAAACGCGGAAGCCUCGCUUGUGUUGCCGGCUUUUGAUUAUGUUUGGCGUUUGAUUUUAAUGUUUGGUGCAGUUCCAGCAGCACUUACCUAUUACUGGCGUAUGAAGAUGCCCGAGACGGCUCGUUACACAGCGCUUGUUGCUAAGAACGCGAAACAAGCUGCUUCUGAUAUGUCGAAGGUGUUACAAGUUGAACUUCAAGCUGAAGAGGAAAAGGUGCAGCAGAUAGUUGAGAACAAAAGCCAAAAGUUUGGCCUAUUUAGCAAGGAAUUCGCCAAGCGACACGGAAUGCACUUGUUGGGAACAACAUCUACUUGGUUCUUGUUGGACAUUGCUUUCUAUAGUCAGAAUCUUUUCCAAAAAGACAUUUUCACUGCCAUUGGAUGGAUCCCUCCGGCGAAAGAAAUGAAUGCAAUUCACGAACUUUAUAGGAUCGCAAGAGCGCAGACACUUAUAGCAAUGUGCAGUACAGUUCCCGGUUACUGGUUCACCGUUGCGUUCAUCGAUUACAUGGGUCGAUUCGCAAUCCAGCUGAUGGGUUUCUUCUUCAUGACUGUAUUCAUGUUUGCUCUAGCUAUACCUUAUGACCACUGGACAAAGAAAGAAAACAGAAUCGGAUUUGUCGUGAUGUACUCGUUAACCUUCUUUUUCGCCAAUUUCGGUCCAAACGCUACCACAUUUGUUGUUCCGGCCGAGAUUUUCCCCGCCAGACUAAGAUCUACCUGUCACGGUAUCUCGGCCGCUGCAGGAAAAGCUGGAGCAAUUGUUGGCGCGUUUGGAUUCUUAUACGCCGCACAAAGUAAGGAUGCAAGUAAAACUGAUGCAGGUUACCCAACUGGUAUUGGUAUUAAGAAUUCCCUCAUUAUGCUUGGAGUUGUUAACUUCUUUGGAAUGGUAUUCACCUUUUUAGUUCCUGAAGCAAAUGGAAAAUCAUUGGAAGAAAUGAGUGGUGAGAAUGAGGAAGAUGGUGCUGAGGCUGUUGAGAUGGCAGGGCCAGGAACUGCUAGGACAGUACCUGUUUAA